UUUUUCUUGGAAGUAAUGUGCAUAAUUGACAUAAGGAAUUCAGAUUCAUUUGCUUAUACAUAUUAUGGUUGUAUUAAUCUCACUCUGUGUCCAAUAUCAGGUGGAAUUUUGAGGGGUUCUAGAAGGGAAAGACUUUUAAGUAAAUUUGUGGAGAAUGAGUGUGAAAAGAUAGACAGACUUAUGGAGCUCUACAUGAGAUAUUCCAAUAGAGUGAAAGCGGAGACUGAACGGCUGAAUCAGCUCGAACUUGAUGAUUUAGAGAUGGAUGAGGAGGAAAAAUAUAAUCGUAAGCUGGACUCUGGACUCUAUACUCUCCAGUUGAUAGCUGUUAUUCUGGGUCAUCUUUGGACCUCCGAGCACCCUCGAAUGAGAGCAAGAAUUGAACUGUUAUUAAAGCAGCAAAAGUUAACCAAGAAGGAUGUAAAGGAUAUACUUCAGGUACUGGCCUCUUAGCUUCUCCUCAAAAUUAUCA
This is a messenger RNA of Olea europaea var. sylvestris, 472 nucleotides long. Its product is annotated as beta-catenin-like protein 1. Lineage: Eukaryota; Viridiplantae; Streptophyta; Magnoliopsida; Lamiales; Oleaceae. The record is from RefSeq and is a predicted model, not a curated record. The transcript is spliced from 5 exons. Bases 16 to 453 code for a protein of 145 amino acids. Gene Ontology annotation, cellular component: spliceosomal complex.